AUGCAGAUAACUGGAUGUCAAUUUCAAUUAGAAUCGAGUAUAUUCAAAUUGAAUGAUCUAUUAGAGAUUCCACUGGAUAAAUAUCGAGAAGAGAUCGCCGCAGUGUGCUUUUCGGCACAAAAGGAACUGGAAUUAGAAACGAAAAUGCGAAGUAUUGAAGAAGAAUGGACAGAACAGAUUCUUAGUUUUGAGCCGUACAAAGACUACGGUUCAGUUCUAUUGGAAAAGCGCUAUGUUGAACAUCUGCUCGAACAUUUAGAAGACGGUGAAGAAACGCUUGCACAAAUGUUAACAACACGAUAUAUUGAACCGAUGCGUGAAGAAGUUGCCUCUUGGUCGGAUAAGUUGAAGACCAUUGGAGAAAUUCUUGAACUUUGGCUUGAAGUGCAAGAUAUGUGGUUAGGAGCUGAGAGCAUAUUCAACAAUCCAUCAGCAGGAAAAGAUAUUUCAUUAGAAUCGAAACGAUUCGUGCGUGUCGAUAAAACUUGGUUGAAAACACAACGGCAAUCAGCGGAAAUUCGAAAUGUUUUACAAUGUUGUUUAAGUGAGCCACCGAAGAAAGGUAUUCUCAGAGAAAUGCAAAAAGAAUUAGAAAUAUGUAAUAAAUCCAUUGCAUUAUAUUUGGAUCGGAAACGUCAACUAUUUCCUCGAUUUUAUUUUCUUACCGAUCGAACAUUGAUUUCCCUAUUAAGUCGACAAGACACAAUUAGUUACAUAAAGCCACAUCUUCGUUCGUUGUUUAACGGUAUCGAUGAUUUGAAAAUAGCUGUGACUACUCUUGACCAACCAAAAGCCGAAAGUGGACGACGAAGUGCAGCGAAUAAUGGUGAUUCGCGUUCUCAUAUCGAUAUCACUCUUUUAAGUCAACAUGAUAUCGAACAAGUUCUAAGUGAUGAUGGCGAAUGUCUGCAAUUGAUGCACACGGUUUCAUUGCGAAAAUCUGUUGAACAAUGGCUUGCCCAAUUACAAGAAACAGUUGCAGAUACGAUUCGAAACGAUGUUGCUUCGUGUAUCAAAGACAUCGAUACUGGUUUACCGUUCGACGAGCUUGUUUCGAAAUACACAUGUCAAGUAACAUUAGUAGGCUUAUUAUAUGCCUGGACACGUGAAAUUGAGACGGGUAUGAUCGAUUCGAAAACUGAUCGAAAGGGUCUACAAGCAGCAUCGAAACGAUUCUUAACAUCAAUUCAAAAGAUGUCGUCCGUACUAACACGAUCACAAUGGAAAACGCCAACGCAACCGGUUUUACCUAUACAUAAACUACGUUUAGAAGGAGUUCUAUCGUUCGUUGCUUAUUUACGUGAUAAUAUCGAAGUUGUCUGUUCACGACGUCGCGAUUUAUCUGCCAAAGAUUUCGAUUGGCGGCGAUGUUUUCGCGUGUACCAAGUAACAUCAUCAUCGCCAUUUCAGAAAGCCGAACGAAAAUCGAUCGAUAGUAAUGCCGUGGCAACACCUGCACCUGCUGAACCAGUUCGAAUGCAAGUGUUAGAUGAUGUUUUUACUUAUGGUAGUGAAUUCUAUGGUGUUCAUCAAACGCUAUGUAUCACACCGACAACAGAAAAAUGUUUUCUUAGCAUAUGGGUUGCACUGUCAUUUAAACGACCUGUACUUUUGCAAGGCAAAGCAGCAGUUGGGAAAAUGUAUACAAUAACGAGUUUGGCUCGUUUUCUCGGCCGAUUUAUCGCUACUUUCGAGUGUUCUCAACAUGUUGAUCCAUCUGCCGUGGCUAUGUUUAUCACCGGGUUGGCGACGGAUGGUUGCUGGGGAGUCUUUCAUAAUAUUCAUACUCUAUCUGCAAAUGUUCUAUCGCCACUGGCGGAAUACGUCACAGUUGUCUGUGAUUCGCUUCGAGCAAAUAAUCCAUCGGCUACGAUUAUUUCUGAAAACAGAGAGAUCGCAAUUCAACCAUUGAUAGGGAUCAUGGCAACCAGAAAUCCAUAUGCUAUUGAUCCUAACAAUGACCAUCGUAUGGCCUUAUCAUCUGAAAUACGUUCUCGGUUUCGUAUUGUUUCAUUGGUUAAACCUGAACUUGACCAAAUUUUCCGCAUCAAAUGUUUCGAACAUAACCUAAAGAAUCCGAAUAAUAUCGCAGAAAAAAUCUCGCUUCUUUACGAAUCUAUGCGUCUAUAUUUACCCAUUGAGCAGCGUUCAAUAAUAUCCUUAACAUCUUUUCUCGAUCUACUUCAGUACGUUAAUAAUCUUAAAAAGCGCAGUAAUUCAAGACCAAACAGUAUGACAUCCAGCGGAAAUAAAAUCGAUGAAGUUCGACGAUCUCUAACAAUCAAAACAACAUCGUACACCGGCACUAAAUCAGAUCAGUUCCUUCUAGCUCAGCUGUUCAUUGACGUCAUCGGUGCUCGAUUAGAUCCCGAGCAUGCGAAGACUUUCCGUGUAUUCGUUCUCGAUAUCUUCGUUGGACGUGACGAAGCGAAGCUGGCCGCAAUGAAUACCACUGGGGCAAUCUUAGAGAAAAUUAUCAGUGACAAAGCACCAGAUCAUGAUUUCAUUCCUAAAAAACUUUGGAUAGCUAAAUGCACGCAAAUGAUUCACGCAGCGAACGUUUCGAAAAAUAUGAUACUAUGUGGCUCGCCCUAUAGUGGUAAAUCCAGCGCAGCAAUGUUGAUGAUCGAUGUUCUAACACAAAUGCAACAACAGCAACAAUUACUAUCCGCAUAUCAACAACAAAAAUCAGGCUCAAUCAGUCAAGAAGCCAAUUAUACACAAGAAGCAGCUGGGCAAACCCAUAAACUUUAUCGAAUCAAUCCAUUAGCUAUUGAAUCGGAAAGCAUCCUCCUUGGCGACUAUUCCUUAGCUAAUGAAUGGCAAGAUGGUAUUCUGACUACGAUGUUACGCAAAGCGAACCGAAAUUGCCACAAGAGUUGGUUUUGUUUCGAUGGAGUUAUCAGUCGAACAUGGGCAGAUCUACUUCCAUCAAUACUGGAGAAAGAAGCAUCAUUACAAAUACGUACGGGAGAUAAAUUAUACCUUCUCGAUCAAGUGAAGUUUAUGUUUGAAACAUCCGAGUUAACCGAUGCAUCGCCAGCAUUUAUUGCGAAUUCAGCAGUCAUCUACUUCGAUAAGUCCGUUAUUGAUUGGAAAGUUCUUGCUGGUGCUUGGUUGAAAGAUCGACGUCAAUUAGAAUGUCUUCGAGGAGCAUUCGACCGAGUGAUGGAUCCCGUGUUAACGUACCUUCGCGAAGAAUGUCCAAGGUCAAUUUAUUAUUCGGAAAUGAGCUUAUUCGCCAUCGCACUUCGCUUAUUGGAUGCAAUCUUGCUUGAAAACACUCAUAUUACAACUGAUGUUCACAUCGAACGCUUCUUUAUUUUCUGUUUGACAUUUGUCUUGAAAAUUAUACUUAAUCCUGAUGAACAAAAAGGUUAUUCAGAUUUGUUGAAGACUGUAACAGCUGUUCUACCAGACGAUGAUCGCGAAAUAUCAGUCUUUGAUUAUUAUGUUGAUGAAGCUUGUGAAUGGGACCUUUGGACUGCGAAAGUUGAAGAAUUAAAUGAAAAUAUUCAAGAUCGUAUCGAUAUAUUCGGUAAUGUUCUUGUGCAAACAGUUGACUUAGCCCGUGCGCAUUACUUUUUGAAAUAUGCUGCAUUGGCGCAAGUUAAUAUUUUACUUAGCGGAACAACUGGAUCGUGUAAAACAUUUCUCCUCGAUACGUUUCUCAGUGGUUUAGAUGCUACCCAUUUUCAAACGGCUCGAACCAAUUUUUCCAAGUCAACUAAUUCAGCCGAUCUACAAAAGAUUAUCGAAGCCAAUGUUGUCCAUCGACAAGGCUUUACAUAUGGAGCUCCACUAGCCAAGAAGCUCUGCUUAUUCAUUGAUGAUUUACAAGCAUCGGCCACAGCCAAAUUAGAUAAAUUCAAAAAUGCACCUGAAUUUCUUCGUACUCUCAUCGAUCAUCAUCAAUUCAUAACACAACAGAAACCAUACGAAACACGUAUUAUUGAUGAUCUUUUCGUUUUUGCCACAGCUACCAUUCCACCCACCGGUGAACAGUCAUUGCUAACCCAGAGUCCGCGAUUAUUGCGCCAUUUUGUAAUUGUGAAUCUACCAGCAUCGGAAGCAUCACUUCGCCAUAUACUGACAAAUGUCAUCGAUGUGAAUAUGAUGAGUUAUGGCAAAACACCAGUCGAUCAUGAUAUUUCUACGAAAAUCGUCGAUGUUCUCAUGGAUACACUUCGACACAUUCAACGUGUUCUUCAGCCGAGUUCCGUACCUGGAAGAGAACACUAUCUAUUUUCUUUACGAAAUAUGCUAACGUCGAUACAAAGCUUGCGGCUGAUUGAUGUCGACUUGAGAAAUGAUAAGAAUUUUGUUGCACCAUUUCUUAAACAUGAAUUAUUUCGAAUAAUUUACGAUCAACUUACAAGAGAAAUGGAUCAGUAUUGGUUUAUUGAUACAUUGAAUGAAGUCUUUCGAAGUACAUUUGGUUGGACAAAAAGUGAAGAGGAUCUUCGAUAUAUAACAUUUCAAAUCGAUGGAAGAAGUUAUGAGCGACCACUAACAUCGUUGGUUGUCAAAGAGAUCAAAACUCAAGUUCAACCAAUGGAAUCUUUGAGUGCACUUCGUAAAAUAAUUGAUCAAGCGGCUUUGCGCUAUAAGGAAGAGCUCGGACAUAAUACAUCGGCAUUGACUGUUUCCGAAAAUACAGCUUUACAUAUUAUACGCAUGCACCGUAUCCUUUCUCAUCCGACUUUGAGCAAUCUGUUUGUUAUUGGUACGGUUGGCUCGCAUUUAUCAAAAUUGGUUCGAUUAGCGUUCUAUUUCGCUGAAAUUCAAGAAUAUACAAUUGAUUAUUCAAAUAAGAGCCUUUUUUACGAUAGUCUGAAGGCUGUGAUUCGCACUGCAUCCGUCGAAGGACGACACAUUGGUGUUCUACUUACAUACAAACACUUACGUGAUCCAGACAUCAUCGAUGAUAUCUCAUCUUUAUUGACAAGCGGUGAAUGUCCACAUCUUUUCAGCGGAGAUGAACUAGAAGGACUUUAUCAGGCGGUGAUCAAUGCAUAUCAACGUGAUCAUGAUGUGUCGAUUGCUGUGCUAACUGAUCCACGACGAUGCUUUCUUACUCGUGUUCGUCAAAAUCUUCAUGUAGCUAUAUGUUUGCCAUCACAUAGUGAACUACUGAAGAAUCUCUCCUAUGAAUAUCCGGGUUUGCUCAAACAUACUCAAGUUUACUGGAUAAAGAAUUGGACGAAAGCAGCACUAAACACUGAAGCAUCUCAUUUUCUUUCGUCACAUGAAACUCUCUUCUCCGAUGAUCUUCAUCAGCGUUUAUCUCAAUGUCUUUGUGACAUCCAUUAUUUUAUGCUUGAUGAAUCUCGACAAGUUCCUUUUGUUGGCAGUACAGAUCGAACGAUAAUCAUUCGGGAGAAUCCAGUGAGUCAAAACCACCCGUUAACAAGUCGAUCAACAUCGUCCCGCGAACAAGUUUCUACGAAAAAAAAUGUGAAUAGAGAAGUGAAAAUCGUUGAUAUUGAGCUACCGAAUUAUCCGUAUUCGCGAAUGCUUUUACACGAACAAAUUAAAAAUCAUGCAGCAGGAAAACCUUUUACUACAUCGCCACUUCAUACAUUUAUUGGACCGGAAACAUUUACACGUUUUAUGCAAUCGUUUUGGUAUCUAUUUACUUCGAAAGCAGCUGUCUGUGAACGUGACAUCAUUCGUUUAAGAAAGGUACUCAGCACUUUGAGUAAAACUCGACAGAAUGCCGAAGAAAUGAAAGAAUAUAUUCAACAAUUAAAAGACCGAUGUGUAGAUAGUGAAAAGGAAACCGCUGUUCUCUUAGAAGAAGUUAUCUACAAAUCGAUGGUUUUGGAAAAACUACGCGCGAAGUACGCUCUACCAGGAUGUUUACCAGGUUAUGUUUAUCGCGAUGAAAAAGAAGAUUUAAGUUUGCCCGAUGGCGACAAAAAAACACUUUUGGAAGAUGAAGCUGAUGAAUAUGAGGAAGCAUUCAAGAGAAUGAAAGACGAUUCAUUACGAUCGCGGCAAGUGAAAAUGCAAGAAGAACAUGACGAAGCAGUACGAGAAGUUGAACAAUGGCGUGAAAAAUUAGCAGAGAAACGUAAAGAGGUCGAAUAUUGGAAGAGUAAAGUUGAUAAAUCGUGUAUUGAACGUAUUCGGACAUUUCAAACACCGCCGAUUCUUAUUGGAACCAUUAUGGAGAUGGUUCUAAUAUUGAUUGCUCGAAAGCCUCCUGUUCGUUUUGAACAACGCGAACAAGAACGUGAACGAGGAAAACUACAAGCCGAACGUCUUGAUCGACAUCAAUGGAAACAAUACACAGCACAUAUGGCUGAUAUCGCUAAAUUUGUGGAUAUAUUGCAUGGCUUAGAUUGGCAAGACGGUCUCAAUCUCGAUAUUUCAAACGCGGUGGAAUCGUACAUUGCCAAAGGAAAGGAUGGAAUAUCAGAUGGAAUUACGGGUGAAGGUACUCUAUUAGAAAACGCCAAAAAUUUUCAUGUGCCUCCUACACGUGCAACUGCAGCACAAGAGAAUCGUAUAACUUUAGGAGCUGCUCGUUAUGCUUCGGAAGAAGCUGCAAUACUCGUUCAUUAUGCUAUCGCUUUAGUGGAAUAUACAAAAAUCUGUCAACCGUUACGAUUGACGAAAGAGAAAGUCGAACAACUCAAACAAGAGCUGAUUGAAGCCGAGGAAAAACGAAUCGAACGAGAAUCUGAAAUUCAACGACUGAAACUCAUGGAAGAAACACUUCAUAACGCCGAUGUCAGUGAAGAAGAUAAUCGUCUAGUUGACAUAUCGCAAUACACAAUGGAUGAUAUAUCACGUUUAACUAGUCAAUUAGAAGAGGCGCAAACACGUUUUGACGCUGCAGCAGUUAAUAAAAACAAACUAAGAAAAGAAUACGAAAGUUGUCAAUCACGUUUACAAGCAGCAUUAAAUGUUACACAGAGACGAGACCAAUCCGCUCGGCCACUCGAUGAGAGCGUCUGUUUAUCUGAUUUGGAAGAUCAAUGGACGAAAUGGAUUACAGAACAUUCCACACACGAUCAAACCUUAACGAAUUGUAUAUUAGCUGCAGCCUAUAUGACGUAUUGUUCUUCAUUAGACGCUGAUUUGAGACGUAUUUUCAGUGAGAAAUUCACGAAGUUCUGUGAACAGUAUGAAAUUCCUCGCGAAUCGGAUUUGAUUUUUCAAUCAGUUCCAAUGGAUAGCGUUUCGAAGAAUAGCUUCGAUCUCUCAUUUUCCAUGAUCAAUCAAUCGUUAGAUUCCACGAACAAUACUUGUCGCAGUAAUCAAGUGAUGACAUUGGCAGAAUUUCUAUACAAUCCGAUUGAACUGAAAGAGUUUCAAUUACUCCGCCUCAUUCCAACUGAUAUUAUUACCGAAAAUGGCUGUGUAAUCAUGGCAGACGCAGGUAUCAAUGCUUGGCCACUUAUAUAUGAUGCCACAUGGUACUCUAUCGAUUAUAUUCGCUUAUUUUCAAAGAACAAGAAACUAUUGAUCGUUCGACAUCAUCAACUACGUACACAAUUAGAAAAUGCUCUUUCGGAAGGCCACCAUUUGCUCAUAACUGAUUGCGACACGAAUACUUUGAUGAACAAUGAAAAACUCGAAACAGUUAUUCGAAAUCAAGCACGAUUUUUCUCGAGCGAGAAACCAUUCAAAUUACAAUUGGGCCAACAAGAAAUCGAAUGUAGCCCUAAAUUCCGACUUUAUUUGCAUACAAUAACACAACCGGUAUUCAUUCCGAAGGAAUUGGCUGCUUACACAUUGAUCUUGAAUUAUCACUUGACGCUGAAUGAUCUGGAAGAAAUCUUUUUGAGUCGAUUUAUGGUCAAAGAAAAACCACAUAUCGAUGCUGAACAGCAUACACUGUUACAGGAAAAAGUCGAUACGUUGAAAAUUAUUGAUCCAUUACGACAGAAUAUUACGAAUUAUCUGGCAUCAGAUACGAUCAAUCUAUUACAAAGUGUCGAACCAACAAAACGCUUGUCCGACUUGAAGAAAGCGUAUGACGAAGCUAUUGAAGGAUCGAAGCGAGUGGCGUUACAAGAAGAGAGUUUAUUCAAAACUCGAAACAGCUAUCGAAGAUUAGCUUUACGUGCUGCCACAUGCUAUAACACCCUACAUUAUUUACAGCAACUCACUCCGGAAUAUGUGAUGCCACUAGAACAUUUUCUCGAUUUGUUUGAUAGUUGCAUCUUCCAAUCUGAAAAACAUUCGAUGAAUAAUGUCAUGGCUGAUUUAACCAAGAGUGCAUAUAUAACGAUCUAUCGAAUGUUGAAUGAUCGCGAUCGACGUGUGUUUUCGAUAUAUUUUGCCAUGGAGAUUGAAUCGUUCAAUCGUCGUCAAAACCAACAAUUUGACUCGAAUCUUCCAUCGGGUGAACGAGAAUUCAUUGUCUCACCAGCAUGGGCUGCUGCAUUACUACAAAAGCGGUCCGCUCGGGCAUCGAAUGAGCAUCGUUUUCUGUCCUAUAAAAAGCCGUUCGAUUGGAUGACCGAUGAGGCAUUUCAAAAUCUUCAAUACUUAGCGAUGUUUUUUGAUUGGUUUGCUGAUCCAUUUGAUCGCAUGGUCAAAGAAGUUCAAGAAGUGAAAUGGCGUCCAUUCUGUGAAGGUGAUACUGAAAAUUGUAUAUUUCCACCUCCACUUGAACAGCUGGAACCAAUUCAAAAGUUCUGCGUUGUACGAGCGAUCAGAAGUGAUCGAUUGAUUCAAGCAUCAACUGUCUACGUUUCGAAUGUGUUUCAACAAGAUUCAAACAAACCGAAAUCCGUGUCACAAGAUCAACAACAACAUCAUCAUCCACAACAAACAUCGUCUCGUACACCAACUAUACCAGUUAUACCGACACUUCAACAAGAUGUUGAUCUUAUGUUACGUCAAAGUAGUCAACGAUCUGUUUUGUUACUAUACGAUGAUGAGCCCGAUGAAGUAAUUAAUUAUUUCAAUUUCUGUACGAAUUCCAUCCCGACCGACGCAACAACGAUUGUACCAACAAUUCAAAUCAUCAACGUUUAUGGAACUGGUGCAAGAGAAGAACGUAUUUUGAAAAAAACACUCAAAAAUGCUAUAACAAAUAAUGUUUGGCUCCUUCUUCAUGGUUUGCACAACAACCCUUCGUUCUUAUCUCAUGUUGAAACAUCACUUUGGGAACUCCGCUUAAAACGUCCGACAUCAAUGCCUCGCAUCUGGCUUAGCAUUCAGCGUACUUAUUCGUUUCCAUCUUCACUAUACAAUCUCUGUUUAAUAACUUACAUUCGCACACCAGUAUCAAUGAAAGAAGCAAUAACGCGAGCAUUUUCUGUCAUUGACAAUGAUCUGCUUCGCCAUUCAUUAAAAUCGGAAUGGCUUCCACUAUUGCACAACAUUUGUUACCUCCAUUCAACACUCAAUCUUCGUACACGAUACGGUCAAGCUGGAUGGGAUCUUCCAUCACUAACAACAUUUACGAAUGUCGAAUUAACUUCAGCGUUUCAAGUUGUUGCAAGAGAAUUUGCUCUAAGCGACCAAUCAGUGACUCGACUGGAUUCGUCAGCAGCAAAUGUCACAGCGUCGAAUGAAACCAACACUCGACAACUAUCGUGGUCUUCGAUGCGAUAUACUCUAUCAGAAUUGAUCUACGGUGCUAAAGCUUUGAGUGAAUAUGAUCAACGAGCCAUUUCGAAUAUUGUCGAUUUCUGGAUUCAACCCGGAUCUGUCCGAAAAGACUUUGAAUAUUCCAAAAUCAGAUACAAGAUUCCAUCCGUAUUUUUUACACAACAGCCAAAACUAAGCCAAUUACUGCAAGCACUCGAAGCACUUCCAACGCAUCAAUUUGACGUUGCGGAAACAUGUCAUCUUCAUUCAAGUUUUGAAGCAAGCACGGGCGAUGAUACUUUCAUUCUCAAUCGGCUUAAUCGAAUAUUAGAUGCAUUGCCGCCGAAUGUGUCUUUGAAUGCAUCCAUUUUCCAACGACCAAAUACACCAAUCGAAGAUGUGACCAUCAAUACAUCAUUUUCUUCGUCAAGUGGUUUAUGGAACUCAUUUAGUUCUUCAGCAUUGUAUUCUUUUUCGGCAAAGAAAAAUCAGGGAUUAGAAGAAUAUUGCGCGUCUAUAUUAGCGACGAAGUUACCGAAAGUUUUAACUAAAGAUCAAAUCUUAGAUCGUGCGCGUCGUAAUGGAUCACCACUAACAAGUCCUUUCAAUAUAUGGAUAGUACGUGAAGCAGAAUUAAUAACAGAUCUUGUGAAUCUUAUUCGGACUCACGUACAAUCGAUCAAAACUGCCUGUGAUCUAAGUCAAUUAGGUGUACAUUGGUCACAAGAAUUAGCUGAUGUUGCUCAUGCUCUGUAUUAUCAACGCAUACCGGAUGUUUGGUGCGAUGCAAUUGGGUUAAGUGCACCACCGCCAGUCUGGGGCUUAACAAACUUUUUCGCCGAUGUAAAUAUGCGGGCGGAGCAUAUUGAAAAGUUGUUAACCAAAGGUCGCGAAAAACAUCCAGCAUUCAAUAUAUCGGCAUUCUUCAAUGCGUCAGCGUUGUUUGGUAUCUAUAAACAAGAAAUUGCACACUCACUGAACAUUUCUGAUGAUUCGAACAACAGUUCUCUUAUGUUUCAAUGUGAACUAACACCACGCGAUCGAGAACAUAUCCGUGAAGCACCAAAAGACGGUCUCUUCAUUUACGGUCUUUACUUAUGGGGAUGCAGUGGAGAUAAAAAUAUCGUCGAGCAUGGUAUCUCUGAUGCACCGACAAGAAAUCGAGAAGGAUGCUCACUCAUGCCCGUCAUACAUUUAACGUGUGUACCAACAGAAAAAGCGGCACCAGUUGUUGCGCAACCGCAAACUCUAACGGAUACGACAGGUCCGAAUCGACCGACAACAACCGAUACAUACUCAUGUCCAAUAUUUCCGAAGCGCUGUAUGGAGCGACGUAAUACAGAAGUCAUUUGUGAAUUAGAACUGUGGAAAAAGACAACGGUAGUUGGCCAAGCAUCACGAUGGGCCUGGCGUGGAAUUUGCAUGACUGUUAAACCUUAUUAG
This is a messenger RNA of Adineta ricciae, 10998 nucleotides long. The record is from the annotation of a GenBank genome assembly. Lineage: Eukaryota; Metazoa; Rotifera; Eurotatoria; Adinetida; Adinetidae.